This is a messenger RNA of Acytostelium subglobosum LB1, 528 nucleotides long. RefSeq lists its product as hypothetical. The record is from RefSeq and is a predicted model, not a curated record. The transcript has 2 exons. Lineage: Eukaryota; Evosea; Eumycetozoa; Acytosteliales; Acytosteliaceae. Bases 1 to 528 code for a protein of 175 amino acids.
AUGUCCUCAUACAAGAAUUCAUCAGACGACUACGUCAAAAAAAUUAGCUCAUUAAGUCAUGGCGACCUCGUCAAGAGAUACUGCGAACUCGAGACCGUCAAUGGUGAAAUGGCGAUCGAGCUCGAGGCAUUGCGCAAAUGCAAGGAUAGACAUGAUCGCAUGGAGGAGAAGGCGCAGCGCACGUCGGAGAAAUAUCGCGCCUCUCGUGCCCGUGAGGCCAAGCUUCUCGACGACAAUGUGGAGUUAGUCAGGGACCUCCGGACUACGCUCAAUGAACUCAACGUGAUGAGGGCUAAGGCCAACGCUGCCCCUGAGGAGCCGGUUGUUCUCCCCAGACCACUUGCCGUCCCUGCCAACGACGAGUUAGGCGCGAAGGUUCUCCAACUGAUUGCUGGUCGCGCGAAUGGGUGGACCGUUCCACCUCAUGAAUGCAACCAGGAUAUCUCCAACCUUCAUCUUAGACCACCUUCAACCUCCCGGCCGUGGAUUGUUCCGAGGACAUCAUUGACCAAGCCUUCACGCACUUAA